Bombus pyrosoma is the source of this 1008-nucleotide messenger RNA. Its product is annotated as pyridoxine/pyridoxamine 5'-phosphate oxidase. The transcript is spliced from 6 exons. The record is from RefSeq and is a predicted model, not a curated record. The coding region runs from base 178 to 930 and encodes 250 amino acids. Gene Ontology annotation, molecular function: FMN binding; pyridoxamine phosphate oxidase activity. Gene Ontology annotation, biological process: pyridoxine biosynthetic process; pyridoxal 5'-phosphate biosynthetic process. Lineage: Eukaryota; Metazoa; Arthropoda; Insecta; Hymenoptera; Apidae.
GUUAUUAUUAUAUAAGACGGUUUGCCUGAAGCUCAGAUCUGUCGUAGAUUGUCGAUGGUGAAUGUGCAUGUUUGGUAUGUAAGGUUUCUAUAUCUAUCUCCGGUGGUGUUACGAAGGAACUUGUGCGCAGAGUCAAGGUAGGGAUAGUGGGAGGUUUUAAGUAGAGUUGCUGAAUAAAUGCUCCUCAGUUGCAUGGCAAACAUUGGGCCAGUGAAUACGUUGUUACGACGCGCAACAGCGUGUAGACAGAUUGGAAUUAACCGGCUCGGUGGCAUUAGAAAUAUGGAAUCGAAUCUUUCGGACGUGGCAAAAAUCGAGGAGGUGGUCGAUCACCCGGUUGAGUUGUUCAGGAUUUGGCGCGAUGAGGCAUGCAGACACAAUGCAACGCUGGUGGACAUUUGCUGUUUGUCUACAGUUUCGAAAGAUUGUAAGGUGUCUGCGAGGAACAUCGUUCUGCGAGAAUUCGAUGACGAUGGUUUCGUAAUUGUAACGGACAGUCGCAGCAAGAAAGUCGACAAUAUAGACAAUGUUCCGUAUGCUGCCAUGUGUUUCCUUUGGUAUCAUGUAAACGAACAGCGGCAAAAAAUCAUGAAACAAGUGAGAGUAGAAGGUACCAUGAAGAGAUUAGAGAGAGAAAGUUUCAAGCAUCUAUACGACAGAGAGCCAUUGUUUUGCAAGAUACGAUCCCACAUAUGCAAUCAAGGACGCGAUGUCAAUUGGGAAGAACUGAAGCAGCAACACGAUGAAAUAUUAGACUCGGUUCGUAGAGGGGAGAAUGAUUUACCGAUGCCGGAUCAUUUCGUUGGAUAUAAACUCUAUCCGACGAUGAUGGAAUUUUAUUUCGGGAGGGAUUAUCUUAUAGCCGAUCGUAUUUUAUAUCAGAAAAAUGCAUCGAACGAUUCCUGGGAGAAUCAUCAUAUAGCUGCGUAAUACAUUAAAUCGUUGACAACCACGAUCUUUUUCUAUUUGUUUUGUAAUAAGAUUUUAAAACAAUUAUUUCAAACAUUA